Capronia epimyces CBS 606.96 is the source of this 351-nucleotide messenger RNA. RefSeq lists its product as uncharacterized. The coding region runs from base 1 to 351 and encodes 116 amino acids. NCBI's taxonomy places the organism in Eukaryota, Fungi, Ascomycota, Eurotiomycetes, Chaetothyriales, Herpotrichiellaceae. The transcript has a single exon. The record is from RefSeq and is a predicted model, not a curated record.
AUGGCUGGCCUUCUCUACACCUACUCCGUAACCUCGAUUCGAGCGGCUAAAAGAAACGCCCGACUUCACCGGGAAGCGGAUGGCGGCCAACUAGACAUGCGCCGUGAGAGCUUGCGCAGGCACGGCGUCCUCGAUCCGGUACAAGGCACAGGUGGUGUGGAACUUUUUCGAGAUGCCAAAGCUGGAGAGAAACAAGAGUCGAAGUUCUUGACCGAAAAGCAGGCCAAACCGCUGGGCGUGGAACAGAAAGAAGAAGCAGGAGCACCGCGCACGGAGAACGAGGAAGUUCUCGAUACCUAUCGGGGCCGUCGCGGCUUGAAGAAGCUCAAGGAUGAGCAUGCACGAGAAUAG